Messenger RNA from Hypoxylon trugodes, 960 nucleotides. Its product is annotated as histidine-specific methyltransferase. Gene Ontology annotation, molecular function: methyltransferase activity. Lineage: Eukaryota; Fungi; Ascomycota; Sordariomycetes; Xylariales; Hypoxylaceae. The transcript is spliced from 3 exons. The record is from RefSeq and is a predicted model, not a curated record. Bases 1 to 960 code for a protein of 319 amino acids.
AUGCCUUCGCUACUACUUUGGGAUGAUCAAGGCCUAAGAAAUUUUGAUACUUGGACUAAAUCCCCAUCGUAUUAUCCAAAACGCUGCGAGUGGGAGAUUUUGACCAACUAUCGACAUGAUAUUGCUCGCCAGUUCCCAGCAACAUCUGUAUUAAUCGAGCUGGGUUGUGGAAACCUCAUGAAGACUGCAUGGCUUCUAGCCGCGAUGGAGAAGGAGCGUCGACAUGUGUACUAUUAUGCACUUGAUGUUUCGGAUGAUGCCCUGUACAAGAACUUAAAUAGUCUGAAGAAGCAGUUCAUUGACUCGCAAUUCAUCAGUAUUGCAGGAUUAAGUGGCACGUACGAUGACUGCGUUGAAUGGCUUGCCAGCUCUGCAAGUCUACCAGCGUCAACUAUAACAUUCCUAUGGUUGGGAAACAGCGUCGCCAACAUGCCCCAACAGGACGUGAGCAUUCUUCUAGGCCAGUUCCAUCAGGCUUGCCGUAAGAUGUCAGCAGACUGCAACUUUCUAAUUUCUGCGGACUCUUGCGCAGAUGAAAACCGUAUCCUCAAGGCAUACGAUCCUACCAGUGGUUCAUCGCGUGUGUUUCUAUUCCAUGGUCUACACCACGCGAAUCGACUAUUAGGACAGGCUGUGUUCAAGGAAGAGGAGUGGAACGCUAUCCCUGAAUGGGAUAAGGUGUUGAACGAACUUCGAUAUAGCUAUGUACCAAAGAAAGAUGUCCACUUGGAUGUUGGCAAACUACAAGUUACGUUGAAGAGAGGCGAACCAAUUCACUAUUUCAUGUCAGGCAAAUGGAACGAGUCACAAGUUGGCUCUAUUGCUGAAGGGGCGGGGCUCGAAGUAGGCAAAACCUGGAGGGACACCCAGAAGGAGUAUUGCUUCUAUCUCUUACAGAGCACAACGUCUGCUUCGAGUGUUGUCGGACAUAAGGAAAUCGCAGAACGGAGCUUGAUUUGA